Entelurus aequoreus (snake pipefish) is the source of this 6183-nucleotide messenger RNA. RefSeq names its product protein-tyrosine kinase 2-beta-like. Gene Ontology annotation, biological process: signal complex assembly; protein phosphorylation. Lineage: Eukaryota; Metazoa; Chordata; Actinopteri; Syngnathiformes; Syngnathidae. The record is from RefSeq and is a predicted model, not a curated record. Gene Ontology annotation, cellular component: focal adhesion; cytoskeleton. The transcript is spliced from 31 exons. Bases 1014 to 3764 code for a protein of 916 amino acids. Gene Ontology annotation, molecular function: ATP binding; protein tyrosine kinase activity.
AAUUGGCAUAAUACCCCAUGGAAUGCUGCGGUAAGUGUGUAUGAUUCCAAGUCUUCACAUGGAAUGAAGAUAUUAAUGAACUUAUUAUUUCGAUAACUCACCUCCACGGCGAACGCUCCACAGCCUUUGAUGAACUCGCUAACGUUCCGUUGACGUUCACCGUCGGUCCUCGGUUCCAGGAAAAACUACGCAUACAAAGUUGUUAAAUUAGCACACAACGCUGAACAAUAAGUUAGCAAACGACUUGAAGAAGUAAACUGAUUUGGAAUCCAUCUUUAUUCCAAGCGUUUGCUUCUAAUUGCCACUUGACGUUGAGCUGCGUUUUGCUAGCAUCAGUGCCCAGCUUUACUUCCGGUUGAACUUUAAAAUGGGAAUUCAUUUUAAACACUCGGAGUUUUAGGUUGUUUAUUUUUUUCCCCCAAUUUCAUUAGAUUCAGCGUAGAAGCUACACAUUUGGUGUUCUUUUAUGAACGAAUGUCAUCCACAUAAUAAAAUGCAAAUGCAUUUAUUUCGAAGGAGACACUUCCUGCCUCGAUGUAUGCAUGCACCCGUACGUACAUUAAGAAUGUAGAUGUAAUUUACAGUUUAUUAAACAGUCUAUUUUAUUUUAUUUUAUUUAAAUGUCCCACGUGAGUUAAUAUUUAAAAAAUGUGUACCACAACAAUACACUUUCCUGUUCUCCUUCCAAACACGUACUUUGUCUGUCGUCCCUGGUCUGAGUCGCUCCAGCAGCCUGCACAGAACGACCCCGUCCUGCAGAGACGUCUGGAGGAAAGCGUCCGGAUCCGAGAUGCUUUUCUUGGGAGACUCCAGGACCCCGAGCGUAAUGAGCCACGUUACCGUCUGCUCUGCCGCGUUCAUCCUGGACUCUGGAAGGUCACGGGACGGUAACACCUCGGGUGGUAACGUUCUUGUGUGGAGCGGUGAAACUUGUGCAAGAUGGCGCUGGUCUGACAAUACUGUGGCGUCAGCAGGUGUGACAACGAUAUAUGCAGUUUAUAUGAGCGUGUGAAAUGUCUGGAGACACCAGCACCUUGUACUGGAGGAGCAUGUCUUCCACCGGCCAAUUGGAGAUCCCAACUAUUUCUCCCCAGGCAACUGUGGGUGGGAGUAGCAUCCUCCCUGCAAAGAUUAUCAAAGUGUGUUUCCUCAGCAACAGUUUCAACCUCGGCAAGAACUUCAAACUGGUCCGCUGUGACGAAGGAAUGAUAAUCAGGGAUGUCAUCAGUGUUGUGCUGUCAAGCGGAUGUGUCGGUCCAAACAUAAGACACAACCGCUGUUAUGGUCUUCUCCUCAAACACCUUAAGUCGUCUGCGAUACACUGGCUGCACCCGGACCUGACCAUGUUGGAACUCAUCCAGCGAUACGAGCAGCAGCACCUGGAGGCCGAGUGGAGAUAUGACUUGAGAAUCAGAUACAUUCCAUCAGACUUUAUGGAAAAAUUCCAAGAUGAUAGAACCACCAUGCUCUACUUUUACCUGCAGGUUAGAAGUGACUACAUGCAGCAGUUUGCCUCUAAAGUCAGCGAAGGGAUGGCUUUGCAGCUUGGUUGCCUGGAGAUUAGGAGAUUUUUCAAAGACAUGAAUCCAAACGGACUGGAGAAAAAGUCCAACUUUGAGCUGUUAGAGAAGGAUGUGGGACUGGACCUGUUCUUUCCAAAAGAGCUGAUGAGCAGCAUGAAGCCGAAGCAGCUGCGUCGGCUGAUCCGCCAGACGUUUCAGGGCUACGGCACCCUGAACCAGGAGCAGUGCAUGGCCAAGUUCUUCAGCACUCUGGCUCAGUGUUACAGCUACACACAGGAGAGCUUUGCCUGCAUGCUGGUGCACGGUUGGAGUGUCACAGUAGAGCUCGUCAUCGGCCCUGAGGGUAUCAGUCAGCAAACUGACAACUCCACACCCAGCCGUCUGGCCAAGUUCUCUCAGGUGAGCAGCAUCUCCUGCUCUACUGAGAUUGAUGGCCGAGCUCUGCUCAACGUUCACAUAAAGGGAACCAAGCAGCCACUCUCGGUGAGCACGGCAUCUGUGGCUAUCGCAGGAAACAUGGCUGACCUGAUUGAUGGAUACUGCCGGCUGGAGGGCGUCUCUGAGGGUUCACUCAUUAGCAGACCUGGCAAAAGGAGAAAGGAACUACCUCAAAUUCCAAAACUCGAUGAUUCCUCCCCACACAAAAGAGGUUCCGACAUUUACGCUGAGAUUUCCGAGGACAUACUGAUGCCGUGCGAGAAGCAUAGGAUAUCCAGAGCUGAUGUCAUCGUGGGUCGCAUCCUUGGUGAGGGCUUCUUUGGAGAGGUUCAUGACGGUGUUUAUAAAAGCCCGACAGGGGAAAGGAUCCAAGUGGCCAUCAAAACAUGCAAGGACUGCUCACCAGGCGUGAAGGAGAAGUUUCUUAGUGAAGCCGAAUUAAUGAAAAAUCUAGACCACCCCCACAUCGUGCGUCUGAUUGGAGUCAUUGACAACAACCCGAUAUGGAUCGUCAUGGAGCUCUAUGAACAUGGAGAGCUGGGGAAAUAUCUGAUGGAGCAGAAGUGCAUCCUGACAACAGCGACUUUAAUUCUGUACUCUCUGCAAAUCUGCAAAGCCUUAGCUUACCUCGACGGCCUCAGCAUGGUGCACAGAGACAUUGCAGUGAGAAACAUCCUGGUGGCGUCUCCUGACUGCGUCAAGCUCGGUGACUUUGGUCUAUCUCGGUACAUUGAUGACCAAGAUUACUACAAAGCAUCGGUUUCACGUAUGCCGAUCAAGUGGAUGGCACCGGAAUCCAUCAACUUCCGGCGGUUUACUUCGGCGAGCGAUGUGUGGAUGUUUGGCGUGUGUGUGUGGGAGAUCUUCUCCUUGGGCCAGCAGCCAUUCUACUGGCUGGUGAACGGGCAGGUGAUCACCCAGCUGGAGUCCGGCGUCCGACUCCCCAAGCCGCUGCCGUGCCCGCCAGCUGUUUACUCUCUGCUGACCCGCUGCUGGGCCUAUGAGCCGCAUGCCCGCCCUGGCUUUGUCCAGCUCGUCUACUCGCUCAGUGACAUUCAAACAGCGGUGCAGGAGGAUAAACCAGACUGCAUCUCAUGUAUCUCGCAACUGGACCUCGAGCACAGCGAGCCUCCCCCAAAGCCUUGCAGAAUGAGCGCCGUCGACCCAUACGCCUCAAGUGUGCAGGGAAAGGAUGGGCAAGAGCAUAUUGAUGACACUUUACGAAGGCAAAGAAGAGAGAUGCUGAUGGACAGACAAUGGCUGGAGCAGGAGGAGCGACAACUGGAUCCUUUUGUGCGACAGGCCUCAGAUAUCAAGUUUCUGGAAAAAAGUGUGGCUGAUGGCCCCCCUGCAGAGACCCCCAUACCUCUCUGCGUCACACAGUCUCGUCCCACAGCUGAGCUGGACCGAUCAGGUGAUCAGGUGUACUCUGGUGUCAUGGCGAUGGUCAGACAGGUGGUCCAGCUGAAGAAUGAGGUCAACACCCUUCCAUACUCCGAGUAUCCCAACGCCGUCAAAGCGAUUGGUGCCACUCUGCGGAGCCUGAUCCAAAGCGUUGAUGAUGUCCUGCCCGUUCUGCACAACUCAUGUGCCAGCGAGAUCGCGGGCACAAAGAAGCUCCUGAACAAGGACUUAGAGGAGCUGAUCAAUAAGAUGAGACUGGCCCAGCAGAACUGGGUGACGACACUAAAGGAGGAGUGCCAGAGACAGAUGUUGGCCGCUGCACACACUCUGGCGCUGGACUCCAAGAACCUGCUGGACGCAGUGGACCAGGCGAGGGUCAGGGAGACACAGGAUAAGUGAAGUUAGUGUUGGGAACCCAUUCAUUUUUGGACUUUAAAGGCCUACUGAAAUUAAUUUUUUUUCUUUAAACGGCGAUAGCAGAUCUAUUCUAUGUGUCAUACUUGAUCAUUUCGCGAUAUUGCCAUAUUUUUGCUGAAAGCGCACGUACGGUACGGUACGUGUUAUGCUAGCUCCUAGCUCCUAGCUCCAUAGAACACGCCAAUACAAUUCAAACACCUGAUCAACACACACAAUCACUCAGCCCAAAAGACCGUUCACCUAACCCAAGGUUCAUAAAGCUUAUAUAUUUUUAAAAAGUUACGUACGUGACGCGCACGUACGGUACGGUACGUGUUAUGCUAGCUCCUAGCUCCUAUGCUAGCUCCUAGCUCCAUAGAACACGCCAAUACAAUUCAAACACCUGAUCAACACACACAAUCACUCAGCCCAAAAGACCGUUCACCUAACCCAAGGUUCAUAAAGCUUAUAUAUUUAAAAAAAGUUACGUACAUACGCAAAAAAAAGUUGCGCACAUACGGUCAAGCGAUCAAAUGUUUAGAAGCCAAAGCUGCAUACUCACAGUAGCACGUCUGCGUCUUUGUCAUCCAAAUCAAAGUAAUCCUGGUAAGAGUCUGUGUUGUCCCAGUUCUCUACAGGCGUCUGUGUAUCGAAGUCGAAAGUCCUCCUGGUUAGAGUCUCUGUUAUCCGAGUUCUUCCAUCUUGACUGCAUCUUUCGGGAAUGUAAACAAAGAAGCGCCGGCUGUGUACUGUUGUGGCUGACUACGUUCGAAAAAUACGUCCAUUUCGCACCGACAACAUUCUUCUUUGCUUGCUCAGCUUCCUUCUUCAUAAUGCAAUGAACAUGAUUGAAACAGAUUCACGAACACAGAUGUCCAGAAUACUGUGGAAUUAUGAAAUGAAAACAGAGCUUUUUCGUAUUGGCUUCAAUGUGGAAGGCAUACCCGUGUUCCCCGGUCUACGUCACACGCAUACGUCAUCCUCAGAGGCGUUUCGAACCGGAAGUUUAGCGGCAAAUUUAAAAUGUCACUUUAUAAGUUAACCCGGCCGUAUUGGCAUGUGUUAUAAUGUUAAGAUUUCAUCAUUGAUAUAUAAACUAUCAGACUGCGUGGUCGGUAGUAGUGGGUUUCAGUAGGCCUUUAAACAUGUAUCAAAAGUUGAAAAAAGAAAACAUUUAAAAAAAAAAAAAAGGGAUUUCAUAAUUUCAUAUUUGUACAUGAAAAAGCAUCAAAGAAAUUGCUGUUACGCCAUGAAUGUGCACAGAAAGCACCGGGAGGGAAUAUAUUUGCAGCUGCACCCUCCAAGGGCAAUGUGCGCCUCAAAAGGAACGUGGGCGAGAGUUACUUCCAAUAAAAUAUUGAUGACAUCUGCUGAUGUGAGUAAAUCUAUUUGCCAAUUCAUGUGUGCUGGUCGGUGCUCUUCUGCCAUGCAAGCUCGUCACUUUCUCCGACUAGACUUGCGAUCAGCGCUCGGCAAAUUCAGCAAAAAAAACAGCCAGCUGCAUUUUUUAAAUUAUAAUUAAAAUUUAAAAAACGAUACAAUCAAUGUUCCUUCUAAUUUUUAAUGUUUGUGAGCAAACGCACAAACUACCUGAGCAUUCAGUGGAGCACAUAUGAGCAACAUCAGACGUGCACACUGUGGCCACACCAGCGUCACACCUGUCCCAAACCUGACAUCAUAACAAUUGAAAUGUUUUAUUAAAAUAAUUUUCUGAUAUAAGUGAUUUUGCCCUCUUAGAAUGACAAUAACAAAAAAACAUGUUUUUCAUGACCUGUGUGCUAGUAUUGUAUGUCUGGCUGCGGGUCCUGCCUUUAAAAGAAAUGUUACCCCUUUCAGAGAUGACAUUUAGUUCCUGUAACUUUCUGUCUGUAAAAUACAUCUUUUUAUUAGCAUUUAUGAAAUCUAGUGACAAUAUUUCAUGAAUAAUAUCCUUAGAUUAACAUUCUUAAUAAAUGGCAGUAAAAUAAGCACACAUCUGAUUGAGGAGUCAGAGUGUUACAACCUGGCAUUUACACAAUGUGUGGCGUUGGGGUUGUCCGACUUUUUGUGUGGCCAUAAACGCAACACUGGCUAAGUGCCAUGAGUGCGUGUGUUGGUGCAGGUGAGACAGAGCGAGCGGCUUCUGUUGAAACGACGGAUGACAAAGUUGGUUUAAGCCUGGUUUGUAUGGCAGAAGAUUACCAGUUUUUAUAGAUAAAAGUUGUUUUACUCAUGUUUUUGGUGUGGUUACAAACAGUUUUGCUCAAUAAAGUGAUGGAUGGAAUUCCUGUCCGUAAAGUGUCUCGACAGACGAUAAUUGAAAUGUGUUGACAAAGAUUGUUUUAUUCAUUGGGGCCACUCUUGUUGUCACUUGUCACUCAUAGAGUUGCAUUGCAAAAUAAUACAGAAUAAAUUGUAAUGUGUUUAUUUUGUUUAAAGUUCA